AUGACCGGAAGUGGUGGAGGGGCAUCUUACUCGAGGGCAUUGGAGGAAUCACCCACCGCGUGCUUUGUCGACGUCAUCACUGCAUCUGCAGGGAACAUAGCAGAUGGAGGCACCCAGUUCGGGUUUGGGACCAUGAUGAAUUGCUGGUCUGAUGGACCCGCCUGUGACGUCACAGGGGUCAACGGGGUAGCCGAGGUAGAGGACGAUAACUGGGCAGCUCUGGGGAUUCGAUGGAAUCCCGCCCUCUAUCAUGACCACGUGACCCACUCAACCUACCUCUGCUACCUGUCGUCAUAUGGAAGAGAUGUUGGAUAUUAUGUUUCAUCACGGAGACGUCUUCUAUCUGAGCAGCAACUUCAGCAGCCUCAACAUGAUGGUAACCAACGUGAUGGAGAAGAUAAUUCUCUUAUGCAGUCUACUGAGAUUGGCCAAGCCACUUCUGAUGCACAACCUGUAGAGAUAGAUAUAUCUCAGCCAACUGCUUCUGAUGUAGAAGAUUCUCAAAAGGAUCAUGGAAUAAAAAGGCCUUCAAAAUUAUCACCAAGGAGAAGAUCCUCUCCACUAGCAACUUCUGUCCCAGUGAAUUCCAUGCAGGGUGCUAGUUCAGGAACUACAACAAGACUUGUCAAUUACAUGAAGUUCAUCCCAACUCCAGGAUUUAAGGCUCCAAGAAAGAAGAAUUGAAGACUUUAUCUUAAUAUGUAUAGGGCUAUCUAUUUUAAUGUUAAUACUUUUUGCUAGACAAAGACUACACAAGGAAAAAACAAUCCUUUAUGUUUUGCUGUAAAGUCCUCCCUUUUGAGGCAACUUUGUUUAACAUUCUCAUGUUAGAUGGCUGCCCUUUGUGUUAUAUGACUAACUGUGUUAAGUUGAACCAUUAACUUAAUACAAUUAUCUUUUAAGUUUGAACCAUUAUCUUAA
Messenger RNA from Arachis ipaensis, 921 nucleotides. Lineage: Eukaryota; Viridiplantae; Streptophyta; Magnoliopsida; Fabales; Fabaceae. The record is from RefSeq and is a predicted model, not a curated record.